AGUCUGAAAUAUAGUCGCUUCUGACAUUAAGUUAUACUGUGAUAUCAAUUAAAUUAAGUAACAAGAAACAAUGAAAUUUUACGAGUGUGUCAUCCUCCUUGCGCUGGUUGCGAGCGGACAAUGUUUCCCAAAACCUUAUGACGAGGACGUAAGUUACGCAUAUGACUUCCCGUUCAUGUCUCGUAACGCGUGGGGUGCGCGGCCGCCGGUGCGCACCGUUCGUCUUACCCUGCCAGUGCCAUACGUCAUCAUUCACCACAGCUACAUACCCGGCCCGUGUUCGACAACCAACCAAUGCAUCAAUGCCAUGAGGAGCAUGCAGAACUCACAUCAACUGCAACAUGGCUGGGAUGAUAUCGGAUACAAUUUCGCGGUCGGGGGUGAUGGUGUGGUGUACGAAGGCCGUGGCUGGAACAACGUGGGCGCACACGCUCUGGGGUACAAUUUCGACAGUAUUGGCAUCGUCCUUAUUGGAGAUUUCGUUUCUCGUUUACCACCCAGAAGACAACUGAAUGCUGCUAAAAGACUGAUAGCGAGUGGUGUAAAGUUGGGCCACAUAAGUCGGGACUACUCUCUACUUGGACACCGACAAGUCAACCCAACCGAAUGCCCAGGCGAAGCCCUCUUCAGGGAAAUCACGACGUGGGAUAGAUUUACAAAUUUAUAACGCGAAAACAAUCAAAGAAAUUAAAUUAGUUAGAGAUAAAUGCAAGAUA
Molecule: messenger RNA, 716 nt
Organism: Papilio polytes (common Mormon)
Lineage: Eukaryota; Metazoa; Arthropoda; Insecta; Lepidoptera; Papilionidae
Product: peptidoglycan-recognition protein LB-like
Exons: 5
Coding region: 71-667 (198 amino acids)
Biological process (GO): innate immune response; peptidoglycan catabolic process
Molecular function (GO): zinc ion binding; N-acetylmuramoyl-L-alanine amidase activity; peptidoglycan binding
Source: RefSeq, a predicted model, not a curated record